This is a messenger RNA of Helianthus annuus (common sunflower), 737 nucleotides long. Its product is annotated as ubiquitin-NEDD8-like protein RUB2. Lineage: Eukaryota; Viridiplantae; Streptophyta; Magnoliopsida; Asterales; Asteraceae. The record is from RefSeq and is a predicted model, not a curated record. Gene Ontology annotation, molecular function: protein tag activity; ubiquitin protein ligase binding. Gene Ontology annotation, cellular component: cytoplasm; nucleus. The coding region runs from base 119 to 583 and encodes 154 amino acids. The transcript has 3 exons. Gene Ontology annotation, biological process: protein ubiquitination; modification-dependent protein catabolic process.
AGCAUUUAACAUAACCCCGCGUCCUUUAAACGCAGCUUUUGUGUUCACGCAAGCUUUUAUAUAAAACCCACCCACCCAUCCAUCAAACAAACCCAAACACCCACCAACACACACAGAUAUGCAGAUUUUCGUCAAAACCCUAACCGGUAAAACCAUAACUCUCGAAGUCGAGAGUAGCGACACCAUCGACAAUGUCAAAGCCAAGAUCCAGGACAAAGAAGGUAUCCCACCAGACCAACAGAGGUUAAUCUUUGCUGGGAAGCAAUUAGAGGAUGGGCGAACACUCGCUGACUACAACAUCCAGAAAGAAUCAACACUUCAUCUUGUUUUGAGAUUGAGAGGAGGAACUAUGAUCAAGGUUAAGACUCUUACAGGGAAAGAAAUCGAAAUCGACAUCGAACCGACUGACACGAUUGAUAGAAUCAAGGAACGUGUUGAAGAGAAGGAAGGAAUCCCGCCUGUGCAACAAAGGCUGAUAUAUGCCGGGAAGCAACUUGCAGAUGACAAAACAGCAAAGGACUACAACAUUGAAGGGGGGUCUGUACUUCAUCUUGUUCUUGCGUUAAGAGGUGGUGGUUGCUAAUCGAACGACCUUCCUCCCGCAGCUAUCAUGUUAAUGUUAUGCUAUACAUAAUUGAUGUGCAUUCGACCAUAUGACAUGUCUUGUCUGAUGACAAUGUUAUUUGUGUUUACAUUUUGACUACUAUAUGAUCUGCUUUUAUUCUUGUGUUUUUGCA